This is a messenger RNA of Morus notabilis, 1300 nucleotides long. Its product is annotated as protein TIC 21, chloroplastic. Lineage: Eukaryota; Viridiplantae; Streptophyta; Magnoliopsida; Rosales; Moraceae. Bases 122 to 1009 code for a protein of 295 amino acids. The record is from RefSeq and is a predicted model, not a curated record. The transcript is spliced from 4 exons.
AGUUGGCUCUUUGACAUUUCUGACCAAAGCUUAGAAGUUAGAAUAGGGAAGCUCGCCUCUCUACCUCAGUCCUUUUCUGCAGUGCCGAUUCAUUUCAAACUACUUCUUCUUUUUCUUCACUAUGCAAACCCUUCUAUUGCCGGCCGGUCGCGCUGGCGUGUACGCUGCGGUGCCUCCGCCGUCGCCUUCCGCCGCUGUGCCGUCCGCUCCGAAUCUUCACCGCCUCUCUUUCCGUCCAAUCUUAGGCUCUUCCUCGAAUUCGAUCUUCAAAUUCAAAACCUUUCGGUGUUCGUCUUCUCCUUCGCCUUUUGGUGCUCCGAGGAAUGGAGGAAUAGCGCUGCCAGUUGCUGCUGAUACGAGGGCUUUCUCUUCCUCCUCGUCUACUCCUAUCGCUUCCACUAACGACGAAGCCGAGAAGGCCAAGCUCGCUCAGGUGGCGAAAAGAUUAGAGAACACUUCGAGGUAUUUCAAGAGGUUGGGGAGCUUAGGGUUUUGGGGGCAGCUUGUGUGCACUGUAGUGGCCGCUGUGAUUCUUUCGUUCUCCGUAGUUGUGACGGGGAAGGUAACCUCGCCGGCUACUUUCUAUGCCACUGCUGGUGGGAUUGCGGCAGCUUUCAUUUCGGUGUUCUGGUCGUUUGGCUACAUCCGGCUUUCUGAGAAGCUUCGGAAAACUGCAAAUGCCCCUUCUAAGGCUCCCGCACGGGCAGACGUUGUGAAAAGCUUAAAAAACGGCAUUGUGCUCAAUCUUUUGGGUAUGGGUGCUGCAAUUCUUGGCAUGCAAGCCACAGUGGGAUCAUUAGUUGCCAAGGCUCUUACUUCCUCAGCAAAUCCAUAUUACCAAGGGAUCUCUCCUGGUUCCAGUCCUGUUCUUGCGUUGGAUGUGUUCUUGGUGCAGGCAUCUGCAAAUACGAUCCUCUCCCAUUUCUUGGGCCUCGUUUUCUCGUUGGAGCUAUUACGUUCAGUGACAUUACCACCCCAAGAAAACAUUCCUAUCCCCAAGCUGGCAUAAAAUCUGCUACCCAGGGUAGUUAAAGAAAGCUGUUUCUUUCCAAGUCAGAGGAGACGUGUUUUUGAAUCUGUUGAUUUUGGCAUGGGAUAUUAAUUUUUUAGGGGGAACUGCAAUGACAUGUUGUGCAAAGUUGUCUUUAUUCUAUUUGCAAAACUCACGUGUCCCUGCUUACUUUUUUUUUUUGAUUUUGUUUUUUUGUUUUUUGUUUUUUUGGUGAAUAAGUGUCCCUGCUUAAACCAUCUUGCUUGUUCUUAAAAAAGGUGAAUUUAUAGUUGAAUUCUUUUGGUAGAA